Messenger RNA from Dermacentor andersoni, 2230 nucleotides. RefSeq lists its product as uncharacterized. The record is from RefSeq and is a predicted model, not a curated record. Lineage: Eukaryota; Metazoa; Arthropoda; Arachnida; Ixodida; Ixodidae.
GAGCCCAUGAACGAGCCCGUCCCAGAGAAAGAAUGCCCGUCUGCUACGCUCACAUGAGCGUUCGGCUGUUCGGCUUCCCGUUUGCCCCUUUUUUGGUAUAGCUCGGGCUCUCAGCGUAUGUUUGCGCACCCGUUGCACUUCUACACGGCAAGAUGUCCACCUGUAGCGGUUCGUACGGCAACUACUGUUGUGUACCGUGGUGCCAAAACAACGGAAGAACGCAAAAGAAGCCUGGAACCUGCUUCUUUCGCAUCCCACAGGACAGCAGGUCGACGGCAUGGGUGACGUACUCCCGAAGGGCCGAUCUUGUGGAAAAGCCAGUUAGCUUAUUGUACACUUCAUACAGAAUCUGCAGUGACCAUUUCACUGCACAAGAUUUCAUGAAUCCAGGGCGCACACGGCUCAGAAAAACGGCUGUACCUACAGUACCCAGGUACCCAGGUAUGCAAUGUGACUAUUCUGCUGAUGUGCCACCUGUUGGGGCCUUCGCAGAUACAUCACCUCAAUACAUAGUGCCAGAGGACCGUCCAGAAGAGGCUAUAUAUACCAGCUCCUUUAUGUCUGAAGACCCUGCUGUGCGAGGCUAUGGCUAUCCUGUAAGUGAGGAACAAGCUGGUGAGGACGUCCUAGAGGAAACAUCCGAGAACGGCUCCCAUGUUGUCGAAGGGUGCAUGCGGCUCACAAGAAUGGCCGUAUCUACAGUUUACUCAGAUUCUGCUGAUGUGCCGCCUGUCGGGGCCUUCGCAGAUACAUCACCUCAAUACAUAGUGCCAGAGGACCGUCCGGAAGAGUCUACAUACAUCAGCUGCUUUAUGUCUGAAGACCCUGCUGUGCGAGGCUAUGGCCAUCCUGUAAGUGAGGAACAAGCUGGUAAGGAUGUCCUAGAGGAAACAGCUGAGAAAGGCUCCCUCAUGACGGAAAGCCAUGUUGCCGAAGGAAGCCUGCAAGGGAUGUCUGGCUGCAACAGCCCCGUGAGGGAGCUAGGUGCUGCAGGAUGCCAAGUGGACGUGUCUGGCAGUGAUUCUACUGGAGCUGAGCAUUGUGCUGUGCAUGAUGCCGUGUCCAAGAUGUUCGCAAGCACCAGCAGCUGUAUUCGCACAGCUGCAAGCUCAGAAGGAGACUUUCCUGCUGCUUGCAAUGGUGCAGCAAGGAAAUUUCCUUCAAAAAAAUUUAGGAAAACCUACCGAUUCCAGUCCAAGGUGGCAACCUACCGGCGGACCAUCACACGGUUAUGGAAGCAGCAGCACAAGCUACCGCUGUCAACUUCAAAGACACUAAGCCUUAUCCAUUCGCGUGUGACAAAGGAGGUUUUUAAGCUUCUAUGUGCACACAUGCAUCUUCAACAGAAGGACAAAGCGCAGCUCUCGGGCGCCCAUUCCUGCGACGAGUGUCGUCGGCAUAACUCAGCGAACAAGUGCAGCGAAAGUUGAAAGAGCGAACGCUGAGUGGAAUAUGAAAGGUGCAAGCCGCGAACAGCGGAGACCAAUGACAGUGGGCCCCUCAGUGACGUGCACGUGGGGAACGUGUCAUGUGGACCUGCCCAACCGUUGAAGUGAACUUGUAACUGGUCUCAGCCAUACCGCUUGUUUCGUACUAUCUCCUGCUUAUGUCAUCUGUUGUUCGUGCUUGUUUUGUCAUGGUUUGCGAUUGUUUUGUAAUGUGAUUGUAUGUAUGGUGCGAAUUAUGUAGUACUUUCUGGAAGCCACGUGGUACCAGGGGAUCUUGCAGAAUGGACGUUGAGGGGGAGGGGCUGGGGGUGCGGAUUUAAGUUCAAAGAGUGCGUAGACCUCUCGAGUUAUUAGUUAACGAAGGACCAGUGGCGGUUCUGAAACGUCAAAUCUGUUAAGACAAAAAUAUUCAUUAUUUAUGCAGAAAGUGGCACAAAUCUACUUGCCUAAAUUUAUUUUGCUUGAGCAUAAAGUCUAGUCGGUUUUAUUUUUUUCGUUUUUAAACUGAAAUGUGCGAUUCAUUCCUACCAGGUCAUGUAUUGUGUCGAUUGCCUAAAGGCGUUACUUUGGCAAUGUCUUUCAGUUUGCUUGCAGUGCUUAAAAUGGGUCGCGAAUCUGUUUUGUACAUUUAUGAUGUAAAAUAAAGAUUACUGUGUUUUCUCUGCAAUUUUCUGUAUUGCACUCGUCGCUUGAUGUUUUAUGUCUGCGCCAAAUGGGAACUGUGUACAGUGUCGGUGUUGUUGUAUUUUAUAGAGUCAAAUAAAUAUUCACUUGAAAGUUUA